AUGCACAAGGUCUACUGCGACCCGUGGACCAUUGGCUACGACGAGCGUUUCGGCAGCAACGUCCGCCUGCAGCAAGGCCUCAUGUACUUCAGACCAGACAUCGACGAUUGCCAGUAUCAGUAUCCCUUGGACUUUUGCCCCAUAUACGACGCUGAUCAGCAGAAGAUUGUGCACAUUGAUAUCCCCAAGGUGCGAAGGCCCCUCCGGAGAGAGAAGCAGAUCAAUUACCAUACAGCGGCGGUUGAAGCCGCAGGCGGCUACCGCAGCGACGUGAAGCCGCUGGAAAUCACCCAGUCGCAGGGGCCGUCGUUCUCCUUGAACGGCAGGCAGAUGAAGUGGCAAAGCUGGAACUUUCACAUCGGCUUCAACUACAGGGAGGGAAUUGUUCUCAGCAACAUCAAGUACGACGACAAAGGGACGCUACGGGACCUCUUCUACAGGUUGUCGCUGGCGGAGAUGGUGGUUCCUUAUGGCAACCCCGAGCAUCCUCACCAGCGAAAGCACGCCUUCGACAUUGGCGAGUACGGUGCCGGCUACAUGACCAACAGCCUCAAGCUCGGCUGCGACUGCAAGGGCUUCAUCAAAUAUCUAGACGCCGAUUUCCCCGCCCGUGACGGCACCAUCAGACACAUCAAGAACGCCAUUUGUAUUCAUGAGGAAGACGACGGCAUUUUGUUCAAGCACACUGACUUCAGGGACGACUCUGUCAUUGUCACGAGAGCGCGGAAGCUCAUCAUCCAGCAGAUUUUUACGGCUGCCAAUUACGAAUAUGCCAUUCAGGUGAGUGCCAGAAUCGCCGCAUUUCUUCACGUGAGGUGCAGCCCCAGAAUAGGUGUUCGUAGAAUAUUCGUUGACCUGAAUCAGCAAGACGGAACGAUCCAGCUCGAGAUCAAGCUGACUGGUAUCCUGAAUACUUAUUCCAUCAAAGAGGGUGAGGAUACGAAUGGAUGGGGCACUGAGGUCUAUCCCGGUAAGCAGACUGUCCACGCCGACAAUUCUUUCACUGACGUGCCGAUUGACUCAAACAUUGACGGGCCCAGGAAUACAGCCUUCAUGGUUGACGCAGUAGCGUCUGAUGCACCGGUGGGAUCCGCCGCCAACAAGCACGGCAACGCCUUUUACGCCAAGCGGACAAAGUUUGAAACCACCGGCCAGUCUGUGACCGACUACAACGGCGCGACGGUGCGAACGUGGGACCUUUGUAAUACGAACAAACUGCAUCCAUACAGCAAGAAGCCCGUGAGCUAUAAGCUCGUGAGCCGUGAGGUGCCGGCUCUCUUGCCUAAAGAAGAAUCCCUAGUCUGGAAGAGGGCAGGAUUUGCCCGACACGCUGUGCACGUCACCAGGUAUCGAGAUGAUCAACUCUAUCCAGCGGGUCGGCAUGUGCCACAGACAUCUGGUGAGUCCGACGUAGGGCUGCCGGAGUGGAUUGGAGACGGGAACGAGGGCAUCGAUAAUGAGGACAUUGUCCUCUGGCACACAUUUGGCCUCGUGCAUUUUCCGGCUCCAGAGGAUUUUCCCAUCAUGCCGUGUGAGCCGAUCAGCGUGUUGCUGCGGCCACGGAACUUUUUCUCCAAUAACCCUGUCAUGGAUGUGCCGCCUCAGCGGUGCAUAACUGCGAGUCAGAUGGCGUCAAAGGGAUCAGCUCACUUGUGA
Purpureocillium lilacinum is the source of this 1656-nucleotide messenger RNA. The record is from RefSeq and is a predicted model, not a curated record. NCBI's taxonomy places the organism in Eukaryota, Fungi, Ascomycota, Sordariomycetes, Hypocreales, Ophiocordycipitaceae.